AUGAGAAAUUACUACUCUAGUAGAAAAUCUCGGAAACAUAUUACUACUGUUGCCUUCAUCAUCCUUCUUCUUCUUUUGUUUCUGUUUCUUUACGCUAAAGCUUCAUCGUCUUCUCUUGAUAUUCAUCAUCACUCAACUCAUGGAAGCUUGAAGAAACCUGGAAUUUUGGAUCCAAAGCUUCAUGAUCUUAAUUCCAAUGCUGCGUCAAGAGGAUCAAGAUAUACUUAUCAAGGUGGUGAUGAAGAUGGUUUUGAAGAUGACAAGAGAAGGGUCUUCACAGGUCCUAAUCCUUUGCACAAUCGAUAA
Arabis nemorensis is the source of this 306-nucleotide messenger RNA. Lineage: Eukaryota; Viridiplantae; Streptophyta; Magnoliopsida; Brassicales; Brassicaceae. The record is from the annotation of a GenBank genome assembly.